Molecule: messenger RNA, 1005 nt
Organism: Gongylonema pulchrum
Lineage: Eukaryota; Metazoa; Nematoda; Chromadorea; Rhabditida; Gongylonematidae
Source: the annotation of a GenBank genome assembly
AUGGAAAGUAAAGGUCCAGUCCUCCCGAAUCAGGAGGGAACUCAUAAAAUCAGCUACAAGAGGAAAUCUUUGAAAAUCCUGCCAACAAAUGUGCGAUCUGGAAACACCAUGAAACAACAAACUGUUAUGGUCAGCACUUCGGUUAAUAUGCCAAAAGUAAACUCAGAGGUAGAAGAUAUAGGAAGCCGCAGAAAAUUAACGAAGGUUUUUGGCCCAAAACCAGAAAUUUCCGAUCGCGAAAGUGAAACUGCAUUUAUCCAGGAGGAAACAAAUGGGGUUCAGCAUCAAGCACCACUCACUGCUACACCAGAAUUCCUUGCCAUAGCACCAUCACUGAACAGUGAAGAGGAAUCACCCAGUAUUUCGGUCACUCAAGCAUUCCGGGCAUUUUCCUCAACACGAUACACCGUGCGAUCACGGACUAAUUUUGCUAAGCAGCUGAAAAAACUGAUUAUCUUUACGCCCCCUCCCCUAGCUAUUUCUACUACUGUGACAUCCAGUACUGUGGUACCUUUUGUCGCGCUACCUGAAACUACAGCAGCAACUUUGGCACCUGUGUUAUCUUCUCCGACAAAGUCUGAACUAUCCCCAGAGACAGAAUCAUCAGCGGAAGAAACACAUCCCUUCAAUGCAACGCUGGCAAUUCUGGAAUUCGCACUGUUUACGGAUUCUGUUUCCCGGAGGCACAAUUCGGAAAAUGCUUCAUCGAUUUCGGCACCAGCAGAAAUUGAUCUUGGUACCAAAAGUACCACUGUUGCCACUACUAUUGCUACUCUGACAGCCAUAAGUACCAGCGCUACUGCUAUUACUGCUACCAGUUCUGGUACCCCGGACACCACAGAACAAAAUUCAAAGACCAGUGCGGAAGUGAAAAAGACAAUAAUAACUCCGCUAAUCCCUCCAACUCUCAGUUUUUUAGGCAGUAGUUUCGACUGGAUCCCUUUCACAGUGCCCUGGCUUAAUAAUCCCCAACAAUGGCCUGAUGGAUUGUUGCAGAGAGGCUGA